CGCCUUGCUUUGCCCGCGCUUCCGAUUCGGUGCUUCCGGUUGGGCUCUGAAGGUUUUGUGGACGAAGGAGGAUCAAUCGAUUCUUGUGUUUUAAGAAAAUGUCGUCAGACUCCAGUAAGAAACGGAAGCCGAAGGUCAUUCGGACAGAUGGAGGCCCACCGGAAGGCAAGAGGGGCCGGCCAGACACUGAUCAGGAUGCCAAAUAUUACAGUGAAGAGGCUGAGAUGGACCUGCGGGACCCCAGCAAAGAUUACGAACUUUACAAAGAGACCUGCCAGGACCUCCAGAGGCUUAUGGCGGAAAUCCAGGAGCUGAAGAGCAAAGGCAACAAAGACAGUGCUUCCGAGAUCGAGGAGCGUCGCAUCCAGAGCUGCGUCCACUUCAUGACCCUGAAGAAACUCAACCGUUUGGCUCACAUCCGGUUAAAGAAGGGAAGGGAUCAAACCCACGAGGCAAAGCAGAAAGUGGAUGCUUAUCACCUGCAGCUUCAAAAUCUGCUGUAUGAAGUCAUGCACCUGCAGAAGGAGAUCACAAAAUGCCUGGAAUUUAAGUCCAAGCAUGAGGAGAUUGAUCUAGUGAGCGUGGAGGAGUUUUACAAGGAGGCCCCUGCAGAAAUCAGCAAGCCGGAGAUUACACUCGCUGAUCCCCACCAGCAGACGCUCUCCCGCCUCGACUGGGAGCUGGAGCAGCGCAAGCGGCUGGCAGAGAAGUACAAAGAAAGUCUGGCAAACAAAGAGAAGAUCCUGAAAGAGAUAGAAGUGAAGAAGGAGUACCUCAGUAACCUCCAGCCUCGGCUCAACAGCAUCAUGCAGGCUUCACUCCCUGUCCAGGAGUACCUUUCCAUGCCUUUUGACCAGGUUCACAAGCAAUAUGAGACGGCCAGGCAUCUCCCGCCACCCCUCUAUGUGCUCUUUGUCCAAGCCAGUGCCUACGGCCAGGCCUGUGACAAGAAGCUGGCUGUGGCUAUCGAAGGCAACGUGGAGGAAGCCAAAGCUCUCUGCAAACCUCCAGAGGACUUCCAGGAUGAUGAGAGUGACUCGGAUGCCGAGGAGGAGCAGACUACGAAGCGUCGCCGCCCAACCUUAGGGGUGCAGCUGGAUGACAAGCGGAAGGAAAUGCUCAAGAGGCACCCACUGUCCGUCACCGUCGACCUGAAAUGCAAAGAUGGCAGCCUCCUCCUCCUCACCUUCUACUAUCUGAUGAACCUCAACGUCAUGACGAUGAAAGCCAAGGUGACGGCAGCUGCGGAGAUGUCUAUGCCCAUCAGUGCCGGAGACUUGCUGUGCCCCGACACCCUCCUGAGCUGCCUGUAUCCCGGAGAUCACGGAAAGAGGACUCCAAACCCUGCCAACCAGUUCCAGUUCGAUAAAGUCGGGAUCCUGUCCCUGAACGACUACGUUGCAGAACUGGGGCACCCUUACAUGUGGGUGCAGAAGUUGGGGGGCCUGCAUUUCCCCAAGGAUCAGCCCCAGAAUCCUGUGAUUGCCGAUAACUCGCUGAGUGCUAGCCACAUGGAGAGGACGAUGAAAUUGCUCAAGAUGAGGCUGGAGUCCCGCCUUGCUCUACACAAGCAGUUUGCUUCCCUUGAGCAUGGCAUUCUGCCGGUCUCCAGCGAGUGCCAGCAUCUCUUUCCGGCAAAGAUUGUGUCACGGUUGGUGAAGUGGACAGCGCUCACGUACGAGGAUUACCUGGAGCUGUCCUACACAAAAGAUGUCGUCGAGGCCGGUUUGGCCGAGGACACGCACCUGUACUACAUGGCCCUGAUAGAAAGAGGAACAGCCAAGCUGCAGGCAGCGGUCGUGCUGAACCCAGGCUACUCCUCCAUGCCUCCCAUCUUCAGCCUGUGCCUGAACUGGAAAGGGGAGAAGACCAACAGCAACGACGACAACAUCCGGGCCAUGGAGAGCGAGGUCUCUGUUUAUUACAAAGAGCUGUACGGUCCCAAACCAGGCUACCAGCUCCUGACCAACCAGCUGCAACGCUUGUGUGUCGUCCUGGACGUCUACCUUGAGACAGAGACCCACGACAACAGUGUGGAGGGGCCCAAGGAGUUUCCGCAAGAGAAAAUGUGUCUGCGCCUCGUCAGGGGCCCCAGUCGGAUGAAGCCCUUCAAGUUCAACCACCCUCAGGGCUUCUUCAGCCAUCGCUGACUCCUCUGCGGCUGGGAUCCUCCCUCCAGGCAGCUUGAUGCAAGGAGAAAGAGAGGGGAGAACUGUUGCCCUCUGGGAUUCUUGGUUGGCACAGUUCUAGCUUCAUCCUGCCGACGACUUUCGCCAGAGAUUUCUGCCCACCUCAGUGGUUUUAUCCAUUCCAUUCUAUCUGUAGAGGGUGUCGUUUUAAAACAUUAAAUUGAGUGUGUGCUUUUA
Molecule: messenger RNA, 2366 nt
Organism: Zootoca vivipara (common lizard)
Lineage: Eukaryota; Metazoa; Chordata; Lepidosauria; Squamata; Lacertidae
Gene: THOC5
Product: THO complex subunit 5
Biological process (GO): mRNA export from nucleus
Cellular component (GO): THO complex part of transcription export complex
Molecular function (GO): mRNA binding
Source: RefSeq, a predicted model, not a curated record